AGUUUAAUGUUUAGUUUUCCAGCACAACUCUCAAAUAUCAAAUGUCUUAGAAGUGCACUUGAAAAUUUAUAUUUUUACAAAGAAAACAUUAUACAAAAAGCAAAGCUGUUGCCAGAUUCAAAGAAGCAGAAUUAUGCAUACAAUAAGAUAUUUCAUGCUGAUUCGGAUACUCUAGUAAAUGCAAAACAUUUCAAAAUUAAAUUUGUCUCACCAACACAUUUUACUCCAAAAAAGAAACAAACUUGA
Messenger RNA from Entrophospora sp. SA101, 246 nucleotides. The record is from the annotation of a GenBank genome assembly. Lineage: Eukaryota; Fungi; Glomeromycota; Glomeromycetes; Entrophosporales; Entrophosporaceae.